This is a messenger RNA of Halichondria panicea, 3662 nucleotides long. RefSeq names its product mediator of RNA polymerase II transcription subunit 25-like. The transcript has 18 exons. The record is from RefSeq and is a predicted model, not a curated record. Gene Ontology annotation, biological process: positive regulation of transcription by RNA polymerase II. Bases 69 to 3512 code for a protein of 1147 amino acids. Gene Ontology annotation, cellular component: transcription regulator complex; mediator complex. Lineage: Eukaryota; Metazoa; Porifera; Demospongiae; Suberitida; Halichondriidae.
UCUGUGUUUGGUUGCCCUCGAGCUAAAGGUCUGCUUUAUUUAUUCAUAGAAUUAUCAUGUUAUGAGAGAUGGUGGUCCCAAGUACAGCACACAGAGAUGUUAUAUUUGUGAUAGACUCUUCAGCAUGUCAUAGUGGAGUGUUACCAUUCCUACUGAAGGAGUAUAUUCAGCCAUGUGUCGAGUAUUUCAGUGGUAGAAAGCUGCCCGAUAUCUCCUAUGGCAUGCAGACUGGUCCUGUGCAGUAUGGUCUGGUGACACUGAAUGCCCCUGGCCUCACCUAUCGCCCUGUGUGCACUUACUACCCAAUUACCAGUAACCCCACUAAACUGCUCAAGUGGAUCGCUGACUUGAGGCUGGAGGGUGGUCUGGUGGGACACUCCCUGCUGCUCUCUGAGGGACUGGCUGCAGCCAUGGAGCUGGGCCAGUUAAUGAGGAGCACAAGAGAAUCAUGUAUGAGUCCCGAUGUGACGGUGGAGAAGCACUGCGUUCUAGUGCUGAACCAACCCCCCUCUCACCAUCCAUGCGUGGAGUCCCUCAAACACGCCGGGAAGACACUACCACAAAUUAUCAAGCUGCUCGUUGAGGGAGGUGUGCACCUGUCUCUUAUCUCCCCUCGUUGUCUGGCCGAUCUGAGGCACCUAGUACAGAAGACACUGCCCAUCCCCUCUUCAGAAACUGAUACAUCACCCCUCGAUGAUAUAGACCACGCCCUCCAUCCAGGUCACCUUGUGCUCCUGCAAGGAUUUCAACUGUCAGCUAUCAAGGAGCGGAAAAAGGCUCUUCUGGAAGAGAGAAUGGGCUCUUCUGAAGUGAAACCAACUACCGAUAUUUCCAUGGACACCACCUCACCAGCUGUUAAGAUAGAGUCUGUUAAGAUAGAGGAUCCUCUUCCGGCAAACUUAUUGAUAAAAGUUGAACCUCGCAGCGACUCCGCCCUCACCUUCUCCACAGGCACACCUCUCAAACAGGAGCCCCUCACAGAGUCCACCAGCUUCACAUUGCCCACACCGCCCACCACACAACCCGUCAAGAUUGCCGUGGUAGGUCAAGCCAGUGCUCAGGUCCUCCCUACCGGUAGGUCAGCUGGCAGUAGCAGUCACAACCCCAUACAGAUCAUCUCUCCAAGUUUACCCAACAAACUAUUCUUCUCGCAGCCUCCCAUCUCUGCAAUUAAGAACGAAGCUAUUUCUGUACAGAGUACCAUUAACGAGACUCAGUCGACAACUACUCAAAGCACACCGUUUUCAACAGCUUCAUCGUCUGUUUCUAUGGCGAGGACGGCCUCAGGGGGAGUCCCCUCUGUGGGGGGUACUGGACCAAACUUGGAGAUGGCAAUGAAAGCCGCUCAACUUGCAAUAAUCCAGGCUCAUCAUGUGUCCGGUCAGGCGUCCAAUUCCAGUGUGCCCCAACCGGGUUCGGGUUCCAUUCCAAGCAAUCAGGCAUCAGUAUCAAUAGGACAGAAUCAACAGGUGGCCCCAGGAGUGCAACCCAACCACAGUGUGAUGGUUCAGCCGUCUCAAGUCUCCCAGGCAUCUGCUUUUGCUGGUAACAAUAUAACGAACAACCCGACAGUUAGUGGGGUAGGGGACAUAUUGCAUCGUGUUCCCACUCCUCCCAUUGGGUCCGUGCCCAGUGCUGUACCUCAAGCUCCUCCUCCCACACUGGCACCAACUCCAGCACAGCCUGGGCUCCCAUUGCAAGGCCAGCUACAAGCUCCACUUCAACAAGUGCCGCGGCCAGUCACAAUAUGGAUUGGCAUCAUGGAGGUAGCAGAUGUUCACGAGAACCAGCGUCAGAUGAGGCAGAUCCAGUGUUCCGUGACCACCAGCAGAAGUGACGUUAUUCAAGAAAUACAGCCAAACACUUGGCCAAAGAAGAUGACAAUGAGUGCCUACCCUAAAGCCAUGUUGAACUCAAUCAUGACUGGAAUGGACUUCAACAGGGGCACUUCAAACCUCAAGACAGUCAACUUUGUGUUUCCAGACCCUCAAAACCAGAAUGUAUCAGUGCUACGUCAACUCAUGGCUGUCGACGCCCCCAUCAAAAUGUUUGCAAUAGUACACCCGGUGGUGGCCAACACAGUAUGCCCUAUUAAAGCUCUUAUCCUUGUCUGGAAUGACAAGCUGAAACAGUUCACUGGACUAAUACCACUGGAGCAGGAGAAGUUUGUAAAUGUUUUCAAGCAAGUACUGAUAAGACACAGACAGAUUCAGCAACAACAGCAGCAACUACAGCAAGGUGGCCUACAGAGUAGCAUCCAACAACAACAGCAACCCUCGCAACCCCCUGGUAUACAACAACAGCAACCCCCUGGUAUACAACAACAGCAACAACCCCUUGGUAUACAACAAGGUUCACAACAACAACAGCAACCCUCCCAACCCCCUGGUGUACAACAACAGCAGCAACCCCCUGGUGUACAACAACAGCAGCAACCCUCAGGCUUCCAACAGCAGCAACUCCCUGGUAUACACCAACAACAGCAGCAACCCCCUGGUAUACAACAACAGCAGCAGGCCUCUGGACUCCAGCAAAGUGGAGCUCAGAUGGGACAGAACUAUUCGCAAUCUUCUGUGUCGUACGCUACACCAUCGAGUAUGCAGUCGACUAUGUCUCAGGCCCAAGGCUCUAAUACGAUAGGACAGCCAAGCGGAGGAGGGAUUAUGGGUCAACGUGCAGGGCAAGGGCAGCAGCAACAGCAAGGCUUUAAUCAGGGGAGUACAAUGGGGCAGCAAACACAAUCCGGUAAUGGAGGAAUGAUCAGUCAGCAGCAGCAACAAAUUGGACUACUGGGACAGCAACAGUCGCAGCGAGGUAUAGUACAGCAGCAGCAAGGGCCAGGGAUGGUACAGCAGCAACAAGGUCAAACCAUGCAGCAGGGACAGUCUCACAUGGGCCAGCAGUCACAGCCGGGAAUGAUGGGUCAACAAGGGCAAGGAAUCGUGAAUCAACAGCAGCAAGGGCAGACUAUGCAACAGCAACAGCAGCAGCAGCAGCAGGCUGGAGGGGUAAUGGGCAAGACAGGACCGAGCAACAUGGUGGGUCAGCAAGGGGCCACUCAGCCACAGUCCGGAUUUGGACAGGGGGCCACUCAGCCACAGUCCGGGUUUGGACAGGGGGGAAUGACUCAACAGCAGCAACAACAAGAGAAAGUUAAGAAGUUUUUAAUGGCACUGAUCAAUUCGACACCAGAGCAACGAGAGGUUCUUUUCCAGCGAAUGGGAAUUGUUUCCCUGGAGGUAAGACAGCAAUGGCUGUCCAAAGCCGGUCACUACAAGCAGCAGCUUAUUCAGACUCGGAUGCAGAUGAUGGGAGGGGGUUCUCAGCAGGGGGUCCAGCAGCAGAUGUCUAUUGGCCACAAUAUGCAAUCUCAGAUGAAUCAAGGAGGCUACAAUCGACCAGGGGGGGUAGGACAGGCUAUGGGGGGCAUUAGACCUCCCGCCAAUCAAAUGCCCCCUCAACAGCAGCAACAGCACAUGCCCUCUGGAUACAAUCAAUGGCAAGGACAAUAGACAUUGAAUAUAUAGACAUUAUAAACAAUUAAUCAUCAUAAACUUAGUCAUUCAAUUCAGUCGUUCAUUUUAGUUUCAUUUUUAGUGUCCACUUGGUUACCUAUUGUGGUUCUCAAUGGAAUGCAAUGAUAUAAAUACUGAAUUAGCUAA